AUGGUGCAUAAAUUAGUUCAAGUGUACAAUGAUCUUGGUGCAUCAGAAAGAUGCCUAAUCCAUUUAAAAAAGGCAUUUCAACAGUGUUCAACAUUAUCAUUUUCAUCUGAAGAAGUCAACGCAACAAUUUUAAAUCAACAAAAUAAUACUAUUGCACCAGAUUUAAUAUGUUUUGGUGGAGGUUAUGAUUUAGGCUAUCUAACUUCACUAAAAGUAUCUGGUUGUUUAAAAUUGCAUGAUUAUAUUCAAAAUCAUGGAGGAAAAUAUCUUGGUAUAUGCGCUGGCGCGUAUUUCGCAUGUACUGCCUCAGGUCCAGUUUAUCCAGGUUUUCAGUAUAACAGUGAAAAUGGCAGUUAUGCAGUUCCUAUUCAUGCUACCUCCAAAGAUCUUAACCCACAGACAACUGUAGUAUAUUAUAACGGUGGAUGUACUUUUGGAUCUGUCAAUUGGGAUAAUUCACAAGUUCUGUACGAAUACUCAGAUAGUGGUAAACCAGCUAUUAUAGCCUCGAAGUUAGGCAGCGGUUAUGGUAUUUUAAGCGGUGUCCACUUUGAAUAUGAUCCAUUUUUAUUAGAAAAACAAAUUGGCAACGUUGGUUAUGAUGAUGAUGAUGAUGAUCACGAUGGGAAUGAUCAUGCAUUUAUUGAAACAUUGAAGGCGAAUAAUUUAUCUCGUUUAGAACUAUUUCAAAAUUUGAUUAAACAGUUGUUGAAUUCAGAGUUCAACUUCUAA
Messenger RNA from Heterobilharzia americana, 732 nucleotides. NCBI's taxonomy places the organism in Eukaryota, Metazoa, Platyhelminthes, Trematoda, Strigeidida, Schistosomatidae. The record is from the annotation of a GenBank genome assembly.